This is a messenger RNA of Gadus morhua (Atlantic cod), 2117 nucleotides long. RefSeq names its product melanoregulin (gene mreg). Gene Ontology annotation, biological process: melanosome transport. The transcript has 6 exons. Bases 655 to 1371 code for a protein of 238 amino acids. Gene Ontology annotation, cellular component: melanosome. Lineage: Eukaryota; Metazoa; Chordata; Actinopteri; Gadiformes; Gadidae. The record is from RefSeq and is a predicted model, not a curated record.
AACCUCAAGGCAUCUUCCCAGGAUCACAUGACGUUGGUGCUAGCGAGUUGAUAAGGAUGGGUGACUAUACUCAUUGUGAAAUCAAUCCCGGGGGAAGUUAAUGUCACAAACGGGUGCUGGGUGGGGAUCUGCAGGUCCCCUGGGGACAAAACAUUGCAGCUCCUGAUGGGUCCACGAAGAAAAGGAGCUCACAUGAUCUUGCUAUGACUUGUCUUCUCAGGCUGUGUGUGUGUGUAAUGCUUGGAUGGGUUGAUGCGCUCCUCUUCUUUGUCCUCCAUAGUAGGCAGAUGAGUCGCAGCGCACCGUUAGGAAUGAGCUAUCCAGAAGGGAAGGGAAAACUCCUCGCCACUCUUUUUUCGCCUGAACUGGAACGAACUGUGAAUAAAAAAACAUUUUGACUUUUUGACAGCUGGGAGAGUUCUAAAUUUGCAACGCCGCUUUGUUCAUCACUUCAUGACUCUAACGAGGCCUGGGUCGACAGAGGACUCGUUCAGCUCCUCUCCUCCUACGCAUGGGACACCCGCUUAACAUUUUCUGUUAGUCCCCGGUUUGAUUUUCAGUGCCCCCCCUCACCUUCAGGUAAUCCUUCUGGAUCAUUGUCCCUUCAGCAAGUUUGUACCUGCUGGUUCCGCUUACUGCCCGGUCUCCAUAGCAAUGGGAUCUACAUUCAGCCAGUUCUGCAUGCGCUGUUGCUGCUGCUGCUGUGCUGCGGAAGAAGACGACAACGACGAGAAGCAGGCUUUACUUCCUCCAGACCCCCUGGAGUACUUUGACCGUGAGGUCCAGAAGCGGCGGGACCAGGAGACCAACCUGUGGAGUGAGCCGGGGGACCCCAGCCACUCUGAGAGGGACGAUGACCGGGCCCUCUACGGACUGCUCCAGGCUCGGGGCAAGACUCGCACGGGCUCCACGAGGUUCCGGCGCCUGAGCGUAGACAUCGAGGCAUUGAGAGAUACACGGCGAGAGGUCAGAGACAAGUGGAAGACCAUCCUGGAGAACCUGGGUUUCAUGGCGGAGGCGGAUUCCUUGCUGACGGUGUCGGCCACCGCGUCCUCCGACCGCAUGCGCAACGCAGCGGCCGCUCGCACCAUGCUGCACACCUUGUCCUCCGAGACCUCCCUUUUCGAAUCCAGAGAGCCUCCCCCCGAGAGAUACCUCUUCAUUCUGGAUCGUCUUAUAUAUCUCGACGUAGCGGACGACUUCCUGGCAAAGGCCAGGCGCUUCUACCCUCCUCGGGAUUCUGAUGAGGAAGAGGAGGGCUCAGGGCUGUCCAUUAACCUGCCCCUGUUGCUGGCCCGGAUGGAGGCGGGCGUGAAAAGAGGAGCGGACGGUGUUGACGAGGACGAUGAAGAAAGUGAAAGAGAAUAUUAGAAACGUUGAGGAGGAGGAGGAGGAGGAGGAGGAGGAGGAGGAGGAGAUGGAGAAGAAAACUGUGGUCUUUGUUGCUUGACUGGCUUUAGUUGCGUCUUUCUCUCUUCCUAUUGGUGGUUCUCCACCACUGCUGUGUGGAAUUCAAAGUCUGAAUCCCAUCUUGUCCCAUACUCUUCCGUUAUUCAGAAAUAAAAUCCCAUCGGUGAUGAACAAAGUUGAGUUUCAGAUUUUUCUCUGGAGAGCAGUUUGUGUUUGUGUCUGUGUCCUGUGGUCCACAGAGUUAGAGGUUUUUCAUUUGUUCCCCUCUUUUACCCCGGGGCAUAUUAUGUUCAAAUAUGAAAAGGUUCCAUUUAUAAUUUGUCUUAUGAUUAUCAGCACUCUGCACUCUUUAAACCACAAGAUUUAUUUUUCAUUUACUAUCAUUCAGCAGGUCAAGGUCGAAUCGAACAAUUGCGAAUUGAACAUAACUCAUAGCAUAUUUAUUCACGUUAUUAUUCUGGUAAAAGUAGUAGCAUACAGUAGUAAUUGUGAAAAGCGAUUACUGUAGUCAAACGUUUUUUCUUUUUUGAGUUUAAGAAAAGAAAGGACAAGUUGAAGGAUAUGGAGAGGAUGUGAUGAAUUCACCCUUUGUAAACUAUGGCCGUAAGUUAUUUUAGCCCAUGAGGAGAUAGUUAGAGUUUUGUAUUGUUCGUAUGUAUUGGCUGUUUAGAAUGAUGUUUAAAUAAAGUUGUCCAUCUAAAUCCGGA